Rhinichthys klamathensis goyatoka is the source of this 1179-nucleotide messenger RNA. RefSeq lists its product as uncharacterized. The transcript has 4 exons. The record is from RefSeq and is a predicted model, not a curated record. Lineage: Eukaryota; Metazoa; Chordata; Actinopteri; Cypriniformes; Leuciscidae. Bases 1 to 1179 code for a protein of 392 amino acids.
AUGGCCGGCGUGCACUCGCUCACUGAGGUGGCCUCCGGAGCUCUCUGUGAACGGCGCUUUCUACAGCGCAGCCCAGACAGAAGAGAAGGAGGAGUGGGAUCCACGUCAAACGAGCCCGCAGGGUCGACACAGCCAUGUCGUCGCAUUCCGGGCAGCCACCUUGUGAAAGCGCGAGGUUUUUUCAAUGUUGAUAUUGUCAGGGUGUCAGUGAUGGAGGGACAUUCAGUCACUCUAAACACUGGUGUUCAAACAAACCAACAAGAAAAGAUUAAAUGGUAUUUUAAUGACAUUCUCAUCGCUCAAAUCAGUGGAGAUCUCAGUGAUGUUUGCACAGAUGUUCAGUGUAAUGAAGAUACUGAGAGAUUCAGAGACAGACUGAAGCUGGAUCAUCAGACUGGAUCUCUGACCAUCACAAACAUCACUCACACAGACUCUGGAGUUUAUCAUCUAAAACUCAGCAGCAGUAACAGCAUCAGUGAAAAGAUCUUCAAUGUUACCGUUUAUGGUAUUGUCAGGGUGUCAGUGAUGGAGGGAGAUUCAGUCACUCUAAACACUGGUGUUCAAACAAACCAACAAGAAAAGAUUAAAUGGUAUUUUAAUAACAUUCUCAUCGCUCAAAUCAGUGGAGAUCUCAGUGAUGUUUGCACAGAUGUUCAGUGUAUUAAUGGUACUGAGAGAUUCAGAGACAGACUGAAGCUGGAUCAUGAGACUGGAUCUCUGACCAUCACAAACACCAGAAACACAGACUCUGAAGUUUAUCUUCUAAAACUCAUCAGCAGCAGCAGCAUCAGUGAAAAGUUCUUCAAUGUUACCGUUUAUGGUGUUCCUGCUACAGAACAGGAUCAAAAGUCAGUGAAGAAGGGACAAUCUGUCACUUUUGAUCCUGGAGUAGUAAGAAAACCAAGUGAUGUGAUGAGGUGGUAUUUUAAUGAGAUUCUCAUCGCUGAAAUCACUGGAUAUCAGAGUAAGAUCUGUGAAGAUGAACAGUGUAAAGAAAGAUUCAGAGACAGAGUUGAGGUGAAUUAUCAGACUGGAUCUCUGACCAUCACAAACACCAGAACCACAGACACUGGACUUUAUGAACUGAAGCUCAGCAGCAGCAGCCUUCGUCGCAUCAGCAGCGCUGUCAGUGUGAAGCGCAUCGGCGUUACUAUUCAGGUCUGUCUUCAGGAGCUGUAG